AUGAGCGGCGGGCGGAGCGGGAGAGCCGCCGUGAAGAUGGAGGCGCCGUUCUACCCCGAGGAAGGGCUGGAGCUGCUGCCCGACUUCGUGCCGCUGCCGGGUUUCGCCGCCGCCGCCGGGCCCGGCGCCGAGGCGGCGGCGGGCCCGAAGCUGCUGCUGGGCGCCGUGCCGCCCGCCGCCAGCGGGGAGGGAGGAGGCAGCGCCCCGACGCCGCCGUCGCUGUCGCCGCUGGACGCGGAGAGCCAGGAGCGCCUGAAGGCGGAGCGCAAGCGGCUUCGGAACCGCAUCGCGGCCUCCAAGUGCCGCCGGAGGAAGCUGGAGCGCAUCGCCCGGCUGGAGGAGAAGGUGAAGGCGCUGAAGGGGCAGAACGCCGAGCUGGCCGCCACCGCCAACCUGCUGCGCGCACAGGUCACUCAGCUGCAGGGCCGCGUCCGCAGCCACCUCUCCUCCGGCUGCCACAUCAACGCCGCCGCUCCCUCCGGGCCGCCGCCCCGCGAGCCGCCCCCGGAGGCCGCCGCCGCCACCGCGCCCGAGGCCGGCGCCUGCUGAGGAGUGGCCGGGGCAGCGGGAGAAGGGAGCGGGGCCGCCGCGCCGUGCUGUGCCGCGCCCGUUGAUUUCCGCGGCCGCUGUGCGAGCCGGGGCUGUGCGCCGGGCGGAGUGCGCGAGGCCUGUGGAGGUGUCGGAGGUUAAGGUAACUCCUGUUUACAGAAAGACUGAACUUUACUUUCACGUGGGGAUAAAAAAAAAAAUAAUAUAUAUAUAUCUAUAUAUAUAUGUUUCCUAAUGCGCCAUACCAGAGUGUAUAGCAAUCGAUAAGCUUCUCAGAGUUUGGAGAAAAAGGAAAAGAGAAAAAGAGGAAAAAAAAAAAAAAAAGGCCAGAAUUGUGCCCUUUGGAAAAGAUGUGCGUGUAUAUAGGUAUAUUUAAAGCAUAAUAUGGCUCUGUAUAUUUUCUUGGCAUUGAUAAAGAUUUUUUUAACUACUGUCUUUCUCUAGAGCUUUAAUUUGCCAUUGAGAGCUCAGUCAUCCAGGUGGGUGCUCGCACACUGAGUCUGAACCUGAAGGAGAGUGGUGUUAAGUCCAGAGCAGGACAGGACGCGUUGCUGGCUCAGCCGUAGGAAAGGACAUUUCUCAGCUGUUAGCUCUGUAUUUCUUGUGCCAGUGCGAAUCUGGGGCAUUGAUAGUUAUUUAUUGAAACUUGAACACUUUUGGAUGUUGCCUAGACCUUAUUUUUAUAGAUAACGUGUUAGUAGUGAUAGUUCCUUGGCAAGAAGAGCUUUACUCCUUUUCUUUCACUGUGUACAUUCCAGUAGUGUUUGCUCUUUACAUAGUAUAGUAACAAUUAAGUGCUAUACAGAAAAGGGCUCAGAUUUGGGGCGGAUUCACUAUAAAAUGGCAAUUCUGUUGUAUGCUGUUUGAAUAAAUUGCAGAACUACUACGGAGACGUAGAUUUAUUUUUCAGUAGAGAUCUGUAUACAUUUCCUCUUGGUCUACUUUGCUCUGAAGAACCUUUCUGCAAUACUCUGAAGAUGGAAAGAGUCAGUGCUGGAAUGUGGAACACGCUUCUGGUUGGGAAGAACUGAGGCAGUUUAUUUCUUUGUCAAGAUUUCACUAGCCGAAGGGAACAGCACAGGGACUUUUUCCUCUGAUUGCUUCGACAUAAUCCUCAACACGUUUUGGAAAGCUGUAGAUCCCCUGCUCGGUGCUUCUGCCUGCCUCGCUUCUGUGCACCUGUGUGCUUUGAGCAUCCCCGCGCAGCCCUGGAGCCGUCUGUUGGAGCGUGGAGGCCACCAGUAAGAGCAGAGCUCCCGAGCCAGUCCCACUGUGGAGCAGAGCCCACACCUCUCCAGCACCACACCGCUGGGGCCUGGGCAUGGAACUCGACAAGGGCAUCCUGCGGUGGGGACCAUGGGCAUCCCAUGGUGCAGCCAUCUUUCUGGUCUGCUCAGCCUCACCAGCAGCUGCUGAACACCUGCGUUACCUCUCCUGGAGCCUGCGCUUUGAAAUUCAAGAAGAGGGCCUGGGAUGGACUCGUGUUUCUUUCACUCUUAGUGCUGUCUCUUCCCAAAGUUCAGCACAUUUAGUGCAUGGUCACAGCAUAGGCGUAAGGUGAUGUGACAGUGCAUCAGAAUUGGGGUGUUGCAAGCCAGGAUGCUCUGAGGGUAUUUCUUUUCCCAGUGCAUAUGCAAAUUAGGUAGAAGCCAUAUCAAUCAUUUUGUAACUGUUUAAUCACGUCAUCAGAGCCCGCUCUGGGGUUUUAAGUGCUUGAGUGUAAUGGUACCUUUUGCUGGUUUUAGGGUAGCUUUAGGAAUACCAAUGAACAGAUUCUCUAACAAAACAAUUCUCAUCUUUACAUGGGUUUGAAGACUCCCUUACAAGUGUUCUGAGCUGGGUAGCUACGGUCUGUAGCAGCACCUGCUGCAUGAUAACAAGGCAAAAGGUAGUUUUCAUUGUGUGGCAGGCAUCACUCAUCUGCAAAGUUGCUGCAAGACUGAGAAGUUGAUAGAAGCUGUUUUUUCCCCACCCUUCUGUGCUUUCCCCAGUGGGAGAGGUCAUGCUCUGGGGAAAUCCACUGACGUGAGGUGCUUGCCUUCACUGCACGUGUAGCAAGUAUACUUCUUGUUAAAGAGCCUUGGAAAAAUAUGCAGAAGCUAUGUGUGUGGGCAGCACUGUUUCAGUUCUUAGAUCAGCAGAUGAGUGCGGGGCUGGGUGAAGACCUGGUGGCAGGGCAGAUGAAGGCUGUGCAGUGCUCAUGCCUGUUCCACGCCCUUUGGUAAUGCUCCAGCCAGAAUAUAUUGGCAAUGCUCAGGAAGUGGGUGCAUCCUCAGACACAGGCAAUCCCUGUUAUCCCUACUGAUUGUAACUAGCCAGUCCUUUUUGGUAUGUUGGUUUUAAAGCCAACAAACACUCUGUGUUAUCCCUUUACCCUUCUGGCUUUCAGCACAAUGUGUUGCCUCUCAGAGAGCUCAUACAUGCACUCCCUUAGCAGCCUGCCCCAUGCUCUGGCUGCCAUGUGAGGUUAGGUUUUGUUGGCGUUGCAAGAGGCUGCUGCUCUGCAGCAGUAUGUGAAUGGAUGACCUAAGUACUCUGUGGUCUGAAACACAUGGCAAGGCUUAGGCAUGCUGCUUGGUUUGCUUCAGGUGUUUGUUUCUUCCAUUGCUGUCUUCUAAAGUGGAUCACUACUCUGUUUUCCCUAUAGUGUCCCUAUAUCUUUACUUAUGGGUUCCGUAUUUUAUUCUUACUGUUAGUAAAUCAAUUCAUUGCGUUUUUUGUCCUCUCUGUAUCAGUUAGCUUUUGUUUUGAUUUUUUGCAUGAAUGUUGGUCACUGUGAGAUGCUCAAAGAGUUAUACCAGGUCCACUUACACAACUUUGAUCUGUGUGAUUCAUUUUCAGUAACUGCAAGUACAUAGGGUGCUUAAGUGUCACUGUAAAAAACAAUUCAUUUCAAGUUCUCUGGAGCCUCAGUGCUUUUUUCUCCAUCCUUCAAAGCUGUGCCAUGUUUUCUCAUACUUAAGCAUGCUGUUGCCAGUCUCUACAAAGAUUCCCAUAAUGCUCUUAAGUCCUUCUGCCUUGGUUUCACAUCCCAAAUACAAACCCAUGACAAAUGGACAUUGCUUGUUUCUUUGCCCCAGGUGUAGUCUCUGCUCUAGAGGUGGUACAGUCCCUUCCUUUAUCUGUUUUGGUUACUGGAAGUUCGCUGCUGGGAGUGCAGCUGUCUGCCAGCAGAUUUGGAAGUUGCUUGAGAUGAUGUGCUACAGCAAAGCAGCUUGACUCGUAAAUGACAUUUGUUUCUUUGAGUGAUUAUCUGAUCUUUUCUGUAUUGAGCAGGAGGAAGAGUGUAUCUGUGGUUAAGGAGGUUUUGUUCGCCCUUCCUUGGGCACAGAGAGGGGGAAGCCACCACCAGCACCACCCCCCUCUCUGCCACUAGUUUAGGGGAUGCCAUGACAAGAAAUGGAUGUGCUCCUCAGCGCCUCAGGCAGUGACAUCUUGGUGUCUCUGGCUGUCCAGGCAGUCGGUGUGGAUGGGAAGUGGUUCUUGCAGCUUCCAGCAUUGCUCAGGGCAGCCCAUUUGGCCUGCCUGAGGAACAGAUUCCCAGACACAAAUGCUCUUUGCACUCUGAGGACUGUAGGUCUGUAAUAGUGGUGCAUCUCCGUCAGUGAAAGGGCUGAUUCUGCUGGUUGAUUUCUUGUGAACAGCAGUGGGUAGUCUUGCAAGAGAUCAGUACCUCAAGGGAUUUGGAUUCUUGGCUGCAUAUCAUAAAUCACUGUUGAAUAUUGUGUACUCUUGAAAAAAAACAAAGAGUGGCCAUCUAAGCCUUUUCCAUUACCUUGGUUGGUGUUUAUGUCAUUACUGGCUCAGGAAUCAUGAGCAGCUCUGUUAUUUUCUUUUAGUUAUCUUGCUGAAUGUGUCCAUCUCACUUCUGAGAAAGCAGCACUCUCUCCAGGUUAAGCCCCUGGGCAGUCUGCAGGAUGCAGCUGUUAAAGGUGGAAAUGUUAUUUGGCAACUAAUUUCUAAUCAGUUAUUGUAUAGUAUUGUUCAGUGCUGUUUGAAGUGCGGAGGCGUAGUAUAUUUGAAUUGUUUGUUGUGCUGAAAAUAGGGACCUGGCUGCUACAGUGUGAAUCUUAACUAUUUGAGUCCAGCAGCUUCUUGGAGAAACUUUCCCUAUAUCCAAAAUUAAUAUGCAAGAAAACAUUAAUAUGCUUGUAACAUGUCAUCCUGCAAUAUGUUUCAUGCAGCCUUCUGGAUUCUGAGAUGAAGAAGCAGGGAGUUACAUUUUUGUGUGUGUGUGUGUGCAGCUAUAACUGCUGCUGAAUGAUUUUGCCUCUUCCUUACCUGACUCUCUAACUUCCUAUAUUUAGCAGUGAGAAAAAUUGGAAUAUGACAUUUCUGUGUACAUAUUUGACUGGCACAAAACUGCUUCAGUUUUCCAAGUAUUUUAUUUGCUGUUUUGCUGUAACCAGGGAAGACCACUGGGACGAUUCUGAGGCAGUUUUGCCACUUUUGCCAUUUUAUGUGGUCAGUGUUGUGUGCAGUGACUAUGAACAUUCUGGCAUAGGUGUAUGGUAGCACUCAUCACUUUCAUGCUCCUGUGAGUAUUUUGGAAGGCCUGCAUCAGUAGAAAAGGUCUUGAACAGAAAGAUUUCACUGUACAUUAUAAGCCUGCAAAUGGUGACUGACUUCUUGGAAUCCACAGUCACUUGCUGUGAUGCUGUCAGGAUUCUACACACUACCUGGUGUGAAAAAGGCAGAACCUCACCUUUCUUAUGAACUAUUUAGUCUUGUCACAAAUAAGUGACACUGAGAAGGUGUUGAGGGAUUAUAUCUGAAUGUAUAAAGACUUAGGCCAUUAUGGUUCAUCAUGGUAGAUGAAAGGUUUUUUAGCUCUCAAUUACUCCUAUCUUCUAGUGUCAGAGGUCUCUCUCUUCAGGCUGCUUAGGAAAUGGCUUGGAGCUAUUUGUGCUGUGAAACUUCUCUCUUCAUAGUGCCUGUCAGUGGCUCUGAGGGGACAAGGGUGACUUCUGCAUGGAGGGGCCGUGUGUGACAAAGUAAGGAUUUGUUCUGUGAAGUGAAGGGAAGAUUACUAUAAAUAAUGGUUCCAGGGGUGUGGCUCUAGAUCGUCACCUGCCUGCCAUUUGCUUUUGUGUAUGCCAUCAGCAGGUCUGCAUCCAUAACAUGGCUAGUUGUGAGUUCAGCUCUACUCCGGGAUCUGUACUGGUAACAAAUAUCGUCUGCAACAGAUCAAUAAACCUAUGAGCUGAUUUUUGUGGAGAAAUUAUGAUUUCUCUAGGAAUGCUUUGAAACAUUGGUUGACUACAAAGCCCUGCUAACAUCUAAUAGAUGUGCUAGCACACUACUGGGUUCUGGUAUCUAGCAUGCUUUUGAGACUUACUUCUACUGCUAGUUACUGAUUAAAACCUAGUUCAGAGUGGAAUUGUAAGCCACUGAAGUAAGGUCUGUAGAAUCUUGCUGUAUCCAUAACAAACCCCCUAUCCCAUCACAGAAAAUAUCGUGGCUUGCAGUCUUUAUUUUUUGUUUGUCAAUUGAGCAAUUUGAAAAUCUUUCUGCUAAAUACCUUACAGUGUCUUUUUCAACUGCAAAAGGGUAUGCUCCCUGAUUUCUACUGGUGAGUAGGUGGAGAAAAGUGAAACUAUUAAAAGUCAGACUUUUCACUGCAUCCUUGUUCUUAGGCUGUGGACUGGCAUUCAAAAAACCCUAACCAGGAGCUUGAAAAUUGCAGAACUGUUUGAUACCAUUUUCCUGUCCUCUCCAGAAGACUUCUUGGUACUAGGAAAGCAUGGCCCUCCUGUCUGACACAAAGGUUGGCUUUUAAGAAUGGAUAGCCCUCAAAAAAAGCUUGUGAAGAUAGUCUUGUGGCUCACAAAGGGCUUUCUUAGAGAUCACAUGCUGAGCUUCAGAGCUUUUUUUUUUCUCCUCCUCUGUAUAAUAAACCUUCAGAUUUUCUUGUGAUGCAUGGUGGCAUAAAGUUAAUAGACAGCUCAGGAGAGCCUGCUUAGGAUAUCCUUCCUUUCUUUCCUGAAAACUUCAAAUGACACCAACAGAAAACUUGCCUCUCCUAAUGAACAGAAUCAAAAGCAGAACUCUUGCAUUUUUUUUUUCCUUUGCUAGCUUGUUACCAGAUCAGACCAUUUUUUGCUUGUUACUAAAAUGGUAUGGCAACUUCACAGCACAAGCUGGUGUAUCUGUGGUGUGUUUGUGGUGUACGGUAUUGUAUCGUGCUCCCAGCAGGCCAACAGUAUGCAUUGUCCUUUUUUUAUUCCUUUCUUUCUCCAUGGGAAUAGUUAGACAUUCAUACGUGGAGAAACCAACAACAGUAAAAAAAAAAAAAAAAAAAAAA
Messenger RNA from Phasianus colchicus (ring-necked pheasant), 6853 nucleotides. Lineage: Eukaryota; Metazoa; Chordata; Aves; Galliformes; Phasianidae. The record is from RefSeq and is a predicted model, not a curated record.